AUGGAAGACAGAACAUUCAUAGCCGAGGCCGCAGGCGUUAGAAAGAAUACCAAUAUCCGCGAAUCUGAAGCAUUACACGCUAUCAAUAUCGAGCAGAAGCUUCUUAUAUUCUUGUAUAUUACAACUCCUAGUGUGAGCUAUCAGAACGCUGCAGAGAUGUUUCAUCAUUCAUUAGACACAAUAUCCAAGGUGUUUCAUGAGGUUUUGGAAUCGCUCUGCGUACUCUACGAGUAUUAUGUCAAAUUGCCCGAAUCCCCGAUGGAAUAUAGCAAGAAAGCUCUCGGUUCAAAUCCACAUUAUUGGCCGUUUUUCAAAGGGUGUAUUGGAGCUCUGGAUGGCACUCAUUUACCUAUCUCUAUUCCUUUGAAUCAGCAAUCUCUUGAUGUUGGUUCCAUAUUAGGAGUUCAAUAUCAUCUAAAGGAAUGGGAAAAAGCGAAUUCUCAACCUGUCAAUGCCUCAGAGUUGUAUAAUCUUCGUCAUGCCAGUUUGCGAGGUGUAGUCAAUGAGGAGGAAACAAGAGAAACUGCAGGGAUUCAACAAGAGGGUAGUGAUGAAAUGAUGAAAAAGCGAGAUAAUAUCGCUGCGCAGAUGUGGAGGCAGUAUAACCAAGAUAAAGACCUGAGAUAUUUGGAUCUUGAAAAAGCAAAGGAAUCAUGCUAUAACCAUAAUCACCUGUUGCCAAACGACUGUCAAGCAGUUCACCAGCCAAACGACACUUUUGUAAUUGCUGUUGUCUGUUUCCAAACCCCAUUUUUUGGUGUCAAUGAACGUAUUGAGCAUGGCAAGCUCCAUGGCAGGGGUCCAAUCGGUUCGAAUUCGGGCGGCACGCCGGGCUCGCUGGGAGGCUCGCUGGGUGUAUGGCCGGGAGGGUUGGCUGUACAGCCUGGAGGCCGGCGGGGUUGGAAAUUUCAACUGCUACACGUCCGCUGGAAUGGCAUGAUAAUCAUCAUCAUAAAAACCAUGGGGAAAGGUGGCAAUAUUGAAGGUUUACGCCGUCAAAAGGCAAAUAUCCACUUUCUUUCUCGCAUGUUGUUCGAGAUGGAGGUGGAUAAUGCUUCUCCUGUUUCUGUAAGAGCUACGUCUUUCCAGGGCUGUACGCAUGGCACUUACUAUAUCUCUGUCUGGUGGUGGAAAGUGGCUGUUCGAAGCAUCAGACUUGUUAAAAUUAAUUGUAAAGUACCGGUUGUCUUCAUGGAUGACAAGGUAGACACCUUUGCAGCGACAGUCAUUGAAAUAGCUACGCAGCAUACGCUGCAGCGUGCCUUUCUGUCGAUAACGCAUCUGCACAAGACUACUGCGCUCAGUCCAUGGCUUCUUGACACGUUUCGAGCUUGGUGGUUGCAUCUUGUGGCGUUUGAUUCCGAUGAAGAUAAAGGAUCUGGGACUUGCUGGUUAUCACUUGACACUAUGGGAAGAGCUCUCAAUUUAUAG
Molecule: messenger RNA, 1431 nt
Organism: Histoplasma mississippiense
Lineage: Eukaryota; Fungi; Ascomycota; Eurotiomycetes; Onygenales; Ajellomycetaceae
Exons: 9
Coding region: 1-1431 (476 amino acids)
Source: RefSeq, a predicted model, not a curated record